AUGCUAAUAGUUGUUAUCCCCCUUGCCACCCUCCUCCUCUCAGCCUGACUGGCCCCCGCAAAGCGGUUGUGAGAAAUUAUCACAACCCAGUCCUUAAUUAUUGCUGUUAUGUCAACAACCUGGUUAAUAACUCAAGAAACUAGCCCAUUUUUAAACAACUAUUUCACUAUUGACGAAAUUUCGUCACCACUUCUAGUCUUAACUUGCUGACUCACCGCUCCAACACUCCUGGCUAGCCAAAGUAAAUUGUCUAAAGAGCCAAUUUCACGACAACGAGCUUAUAUUUUUACCAUUAUUAUACUUCAAGUCACAACUCUCCUGGCAUUUUUAGCAGAUAAUAUAAUUUUAUUUUUUAUUAUGUUCGAAGCCACAAUAAUUCCAACCUUAAUUGUAAUUACUCGAUGAGGUGCCCAAAAAGAACGCAUGUUAGCCGGAACUUACCUAAUUUUUUACACCUUAUUCGGUUCCAUGGCCCUUCUCACUGCCCUUUUGUACUUUCACGAAACCUUUGGAACUAUAUCAAUCUCACUAGCAAAAUCUUUCUCCGCAAACUACACCCUGUCGACCUGCUCACUGACCUGAUGGCUUGCUUGUCUUAUUGCCUUCUUAGUCAAAAUACCCCUAUAUGGCGUCCACCUUUGGCUACCUAAGGCGCAUGUCGAAGCCCCUAUCGCCGGGUCUAUGAUCUUGGCAGGAACCCUCCUUAAACUAGGCGGGUAUGGAAUCCUGCGAAUAAACGCCUUCAUUACUGACUCCUUUACACCCCUGGCCCAACCACUUAUUGUCUUCUCCCUAUUUGGUGUGCUCCUUUCAGCAAUUCUAUGCUCCCGUCAAACGGACCUAAAAUCCCUAAUUGCAUUUUCAUCCGUAAGUCACAUGGGUCUAGUUAUUGCCGCAUCAAUAAUUAAGACAGAGUGAAGCAUCGCCGGAUCAAUAGUAUUAAUGAUUUCCCACGGCCUUGUCUCCUCAGCCCUUUUUUGCCUAGCUAACACCUCAUAUGAACGAACCAACUCCCGCACCUUAAUCCUGCUUCAAGGAACCCAAAUUAUUUUUCCACUAGCUGCAGCAUGGUGGCUCCUCGCUACUCUCAUAAACCUAGCCCUCCCACCCUCCCCAAACUUCAUUGGAGAAAUAUCAAUUUUAACAUCACUAUUCCAGUGAUCCAACAUAACACUUACCCUUACAGGGUUAGGCAUCAUCUUUACAACUGCCUAUUCCUUGUACAUAUUCUGGUCCUCACAACGAGAGCACCUUCCAUCCCACUUAAACUACCUACCUCCUACACACACCCGAGAACACAUCCUCCUUGCCCUUCACAUUCUCCCUGCCCUCCUUCUAAUGCUCAAACCUACCCUUAUAUUCUAA
Bufo gargarizans (Asiatic toad) is the source of this 1365-nucleotide messenger RNA. Lineage: Eukaryota; Metazoa; Chordata; Amphibia; Anura; Bufonidae. The record is from the annotation of a RefSeq genome assembly.